Messenger RNA from Penicillium argentinense, 750 nucleotides. RefSeq lists its product as uncharacterized. The transcript is spliced from 3 exons. NCBI's taxonomy places the organism in Eukaryota, Fungi, Ascomycota, Eurotiomycetes, Eurotiales, Aspergillaceae. The coding region runs from base 1 to 750 and encodes 249 amino acids. The record is from RefSeq and is a predicted model, not a curated record.
AUGCAGCUCCUCUUCGGUCUUGUUGCCGGUGCCAGCCUGGCCAGCGCUGGUCUAAUUCCUUCAUCCACCUCCCUCUUCAAGCGCGACAGCUGGGGUGGCAGCGUCUCGCUGGGUCCCUCCAAGUCGACCAUCAUCAAUGCCGUGACGACCCUGAUUCCGGGUGCUGCACCCUCUUCCCAGAAUGGUCAGCUCUUCCUGUGGCCCGGCAUGUCAAACGGUACUGGUGAUCUGGUCCAGACGACUCUGGAGAGCUGGCCCGAUAACUCCUGGUGUGGAGCUACCACUGGCCAGUGGUGUGUUCGUGCCAGUGUUUUUGGAUCGUUCGGUCAGCUGGAUGGAACUGGAAGCCCCGUCAGUGGCACCGAUAAGGUGCGGAUUGAGUACAAUUUGGAGAGUGAUGGAGAGACUUGGAAGCAGACUGUCACCAACGCUGAGACGGGUGCUACUCUUUCCACCUACUCGUACGCCUCUGGGCCGUAUAUGACUGGGUAUGCUAUUGGGUUAAAAGUUGGAUUGAGCAAUGAGCUGACUACUAUUAGUUACGGCACCGGUACCGAGUGCAACUCUGACUGUACCGGAACCAUCGAGGUUCAGCAGUACCUCGACACGACCAUCACCCUCGCCUCCGCCGACACCUCCUUCGGCAACACCAUUGCCUCCGCAUCUGGCGCGACCUAUACCGGCCUGAGCUCCAGCCAGAACGGCAAAGUGUGGAAGAUCAGCACUAUCAACAUCCCCGCCAUGUCCUAG